Messenger RNA from Chelonus insularis, 9481 nucleotides. RefSeq names its product chondroitin sulfate proteoglycan 4-like protein (gene kon). Bases 1582 to 8586 code for a protein of 2334 amino acids. The record is from RefSeq and is a predicted model, not a curated record. Gene Ontology annotation, biological process: anatomical structure morphogenesis. Lineage: Eukaryota; Metazoa; Arthropoda; Insecta; Hymenoptera; Braconidae. The transcript has 11 exons.
CUCACUAGAGUGAUAGAGACAGAGUGUUUGUGGCUUAAGCGCCAGCGCAAAGCUCUAGCCGUUGGCUGAAAGCGCUUGUUCGAACGCGACAAUCGCAGAGUUCAGGUCGACGGCGGUUCGUGCGUGUCAAACUGUUGAGUGCACCAGUGUUGUUCGUGGUGAUGUGUGUAUUUCAGUAUCAUGUCAGGCGUUUGUCUCAUCUAAUGAACAACUCAAUUGUUCUUUAUUAUUUUAUGUAGUUUCCUACUUUGUUCUCCAUUUCCAUCACCUCUCUGAUGCUCUUUGGAAAAAAUAAUAUAAUUUUUAGGCUGAUGAGCUUUAAAUAAACUUGACAGUUGCUUUAUUGAAGCUUAUUUUAUUCAAUCUGGUGACAUGUGCGUGGGUUUACGGAUGUACAUAUGAGAAAAUAAGGACUCGAUCGAGGAAAAGGAUAAAAUCCCAAGAGAACAAAAGGUUAUAUACUGUGGUUUAAAGUGAAAACAAGUUUACAUGUCAAAGUGAGAUCAAGAGAGAGAGAGAGAGAGAGAGAGAGCUUUACAUUCAGAAUCUCUUUUCCCGUCGCUAUCCUUUCGUAUUUUGCAUUUUCCUCGCGUGCAUCGUCUCUUCUUGGUACGUGACCUCCUAAUGCUAAUUUUCAUCUCGUGCGGUCGUUUCACAGCUGGAUGCUGAUUUUAGCAAGACGAAAUGACAACUGACAAAUCACCAUCUACACGCUCCGAUGACAUUGAAUCAAAUUCUGGUGGGGUUUAGAGAAGGGUGAAUAUGCAUUCAGUGAUAAAUGAAGAUUUAAUUAAAUCAAGUUGCAUUGAAACACUGAUAAUAACAUCGUAGAGCAGUUAAUUAAUUUAAAGAAAUAAACAUAAAGAAAAUUUGAUGAAUGAUAAGAAAAACGAUAUAAUCUUAUUACAUACACUGCAAACUUUGAAUGAGUGUAAAUGUCGCGAGUGUCAGUGAUAAAAUAAAUAAACAAAAAAAAAUGACGGAUGUAAGAGUUUCACUGUGAUUUUUCUAAGAAAUCAACGAAGCGUUCACGCGUUUCAGGCGUCUAACUCGAAACGCGUUAUUGGUAUUCGCUGGAGAGUGCAGUAAAGAAGAAGAAGAAGAAGAAGAAGAAGAAGAAGAAGGAGGAGGAGGAGGAGAAAAAAAGGGGUAUAAUAUAGGGGUAAAAAAAUUAAGAAGAAACACAAGAAAAGCAUAAGAAGCCAAAGGGGAGAGAAAAAGGUACUAAAAGCGGCUAAAGAAAGAAGGAAAAGCCGCGAAAAACAUGACGCCACGAAAGUACGUAACUUAUGGGUUCGCAUAAAUAACGGCGUUGAGCUCGUAUAACGCCGAGGAUCGAUGUUGGUUUAGGUUCGUUCACUUUGGUGAGUCCGUUUAUCCUGAACAACAGCGGAAAGAAUACACCAGAACACCCCCAGUGAUAUAAAGUAGAAAAAGAAAAGGCUCAAGACAGAGAAAUAAUAACAAAAGGCAUACCAAACUCCACAGAAACGAAUAAACGAGAGGAGACGACCGGAAAAUAAUAAAAAUAAAGAGCAAGAGUUAUAAGAAUAAAGAAGGAAAAGCCUAAACUUUGCCGACAUGGGACUGUUGAUGUUGCUGGCUGCUGCAGCCAUCUUCUUGGGCUUUUGCCAGACGGAUGAAAAAGUAUCAUUUUAUGGCUCGAGUUACAUUCAUUUUCCGGUGCAAGAAGCAAAAGGAAGCACUGACAUAAGUUUUCGUUUUCGAACACAUCUCUCUGAUGCAAUCCUAUUAUUGGCAGCUGGAAAAACUGACUACUGUUUGAUCAAGCUUGAAGCUGGAAGACUAAAGGUCCACAUAAACUUGGGUGCUGGUGAAAGUGAGAUUGCAAGUCCGAAAGGACUGACGUUAAAUGAUCUCAGUUGGCAUGAAAUCCAUUUGAUACGUCGUGAGGCAAAUAUGACUUUACAAAUCGAUGUUAUUCACACCACACGAACUUUGCUGCCUGGAAGAUUUUUCGUCUUGAAUGUACUUUACGGUGUCUACAUAGGAGGACAAGGCGAUUUCAACAAGCUAUUUCUAGGUCACACUGAAUAUAUGAGAGGCUGUAUGGCAGACAUUAUUUAUAACGGAGCAAAUGUAAUAGAAUAUACAAAGUCACGGCGAAACAACUCAGAAGCUAUUGCAGUUACGUGGGGAUGUUCAUCAGUAUUUGAUGCAACGAGAAGAGAUGAAAUAAGUUUCCUCGAAGAAGGUGCUUUUUUAUCGAUUCCAAAGGCAAUAUCACGCUCAGGAUCAAGAUGGGAAUUGGAGUUGAAAACGACCUCAGGGAUGGGACUGCUGCUGUACAACGCAGGACAGGCGUCUCAUGCUGAUUAUUUGGGCAUUGAGUUGCAAGAGGGCAAAGUAAGACUACUAAUGAACAAAGGAAAUGGCGCGACAGAGUUGAUUCACUCGACGAGUGUGAAUGAUGGGAAAUGGCAUAAAGUCGUAAUUGACUUCAGGCCGAGUAUGAUUGGUAUCAGUAUCGAUAAGCAGGUUGAGCAUCAGAAUUUAACAGCGGGCGGAAAUCGAUACUUGGACUUGGCUGAAACUCUGUAUAUCGGAGGUACUGAACUCAAUAAACGUGCACGAGCAAUCGGCAAAGGCAUUAAAUCCGGCGAUAGGAGCUACAAGGGAUGUCUGAGAAACAUGAUGCUAGAUUCAACAGAGAUCGGCUUGCCUGACGUCAAAAUCAGCCAAGGAAUCGUCGUUGGAUGUAUAUGGUUUUAUCCAUGCCUUGAAAAGCAACCAUGUAUUGAAUCUGCAACGUGUUCUCAGCUUGGUGUCGACGCGUUUGAGUGCACCUGUGAGCAACCCCAUUGCGUCACGACCAAUUACGUCGAGAACUCUAGCGAAAAUGGAAGUUUAGCUCUGGAUUUGGAAAUCGUAACAGUGAAGUCUAUUGUGGUAGCAGAAGGUGAACAUGCACCCAUUACCACCAACAAUAUAGCAAUGGUCCUGGACAUUGCCAAGUACGGUGUAAAUAAGGACGGAACAAUUUUCAGCCUUGCCAUUCCACCAGAACAUGGUAGACUUGCUCUGGAUUCAAUCUCAACCUCUACUCAGUCAUUUACGCUACACGACAUUUACAAAAAAAAGGUACACUAUGUUCAUGAUGGCAGUGAAAACCCAGAGGAUUCCAUGAUAUUGGAGUUAAAACUGACGGCUGGAAUUGGCUUCACGCUUCCUGGUUAUCUACAGAGCCGUCUGAGAUUUCCCCUCCAUGUCAAUAUUACACCAGUGAAUGACCCACCACAUCUAGAAAUACCUACCACCAAGGUCCUAAGGCUAGCCCAAGGAACACGGAAAACUUUAAACAAAGAGCUGGUGUGGGCAGUGGAUCCUGAUACACCCGCAGAUAUGCUUGUAUAUACUAUUUUACGCACUGACAUUGAUGCUGGUCACGUUGAAAAAGUUAAUCAAUCAUCUAGUCCCGUAGAGACUUUCACCCAAGCUGAAUUGGCACAGGGUCUCAUUUCCUACGUUCAUCAUGGAAAUACUAAAUCGAAUGCAAUGUUGGGAAUUCAAGUGAGUGACGGGAUAGCAACGAGUAAGCCAUCCUCACUGAGAAUAUCAGCUUACCCGUUACAGAUAAAGUUGAAGCAUAACACUGGUUUAGUAGUAGUACAUCAAUCGUUUUCGUAUUUAACUUCGGCAAAUUUAUCUUUUGCUACUAACUCUGAUGAUACGAGUAUUGAAAUACUAUACAGCAUCAUAGUACCGCCUCAGUAUGGUGUUAUCCAAAGGCUUAAAGAGCCAACUAGUUACUGGAGUAAUGCGAAUAAUUUCACAAACAAGGAAAUUGAAUUGGGUUUUAUCAGAUAUCUCCACACUACAGGAAGUCCAAGCCAAGAUGUCUUUAAAUUUCAAGCAAGCGUGAAAGAACUCAAGACACAGCAAACUUUUGAUUUCAAAAUUUCUUUUAUUGACAUGGAGUUAAAGGAAGUUAUGAAAACUCCUAUACAUUUUACUAAUACUAAUGAAAUCAAUUUAACGAAUGUCAAUUUAAAGUAUCAAACGAAUCCAUUAAUUACGCCAUCAUCAAAAAUUGAAUUCACAAUUUUAACAUCUACUAAGUAUGGUAAUGUAAUUCUAGGAGUACGUGAAUUACUAAAAGGUGAUAAAUUUACCCAAGAAGACAUUGAUAUGGGUAAAUUGAAAUAUCGAUUAUUCAAGAAAGCAUAUUCGUCGAUUCAAGAUGAAAUUUUAUUCCAAGUGAGCGCACCACAAUGUCAACCCUUGAGUUCAAGCCUCUCAAUUAAGUAUUCCAUUGACGCAAGUUUAAAGGUACUAGAAACGUUGGAGACUUUAAAUUUAAUGGAAGGAUCACAAGUAGCUUUAAGUAUUACUCGAAUGAAUCCAAAGGAGUACAAAGUGAGCGGACUCGAAUAUAAUAUUACUGAAGCACCACGUCACGGAUGGUUGUCUGUUCAGUGUCUUUCAAACCAGACAGCAAGAUCCAACGUAACUUCAUUUACUUCAGAAGAACUUCUAAGUCAAUCGGUUUACUAUGUUCACGAUGACUCUGAAACGACUCAUGACUCGUUUCGAUACGUUGCUGUAUCAACUGACAAUACAGACUUCAUGUAUGCUGGUGAAUUUCGAUUUCAAAUAAGCUUAAUUAAUGAUAAUCCUCCUGAACGAUCUACCAGUGGAAUUUUCAACGUGGUUAUUAAUGGAAAACGUUUGAUAAUGAGCCGAGAUCUUAAUUACAUCGAUAAAGAUACCGGAACUCGUGCUAGUGAUCUUAGGUACACUGUAAGAAAUAUCUCAAAUGGAGAAAUAUACUCAGUAGAAGAGCCAGCUGUUCGUCUUGAAGAAUUUACCCAGCAGAGCAUUAAUGAUCGUCGUAUUUUAUUCAAACAUCACGGAUCGGAACUUGGAAGUUUUGAUUUCGACAUCAGUGACGGUAAUUCACGAAUUCCUGGAAGUCUAAAGAUUCGAGCAAGUCAUCCUUAUGUACGUUUUUUAGAGACUAAUGCAACGAUCGUUCAAUUCAAUGGCACAGUUACUUUUAGUACAAAAGACUUAGAUAUAACUACUAAUGUUGACAUCAACGACAAAGAGAUAAAGUUUUUUAUUAUCAAUAGAUCAAAACAUGGAGUUAUAUUGAAAAAUUCUCGAGAAAUAAAUACCUUUGAUCGAGAUGAACUUUUACAUAAUUUAGUGUCUUAUCGGCAUCUAGGUGGAUCAAUGACUAAAGAUGAAUUCCGAGUAAGAGUAACAGUGGGUGAAGUAUCAGCUGAAACUCGGGUAAUUAUAAAAGUAUACGCAAAGAGCUACUGGGAACCAUUGAUUGUAGAAAAUAAUCGAGUUAUCUUGGUAGAAGAGGGUACUAGUGUGCCAGUAAGUAAAAGGAACUUGGAGAUUGGUCAUCCAAAAAUACCUCCCGCAGAGAUAACUUACUUGAUACGUGAGUGGCCACGAAAUGGUUACCUUGAGAUACAAACAACUAGUGAUGGGCACAGCGAAGAAGCGAAGGAGGACUAUGAGGCGAAUCUUGUCAGGCACUUUGAUCAGAGUGUAAUUAACGAGGGUCGUGUUUACUACGUGCAGUCAGUUGCUAAUCAAACAGAAGACAGUUUCGUUGUUGAUGUCACAAAUGGAAUAACGUGGAUGCGAGGACUUGUAAUUGAUUUCCUAAUAGUCCCUGACAAGCUUUACGUAAAAGUUGAUAAUAUAACCGUUGUAGAGGGUAAAAGUGUACCCCUUGAGUCAUCCAACUUCCAUGUUAUUACAACUUAUUUUAUUGGUAAAUUAACCAACUAUCAGAUUACAAAUAAACCCAAACAUGGUAUGAUAAUGGAUUCAAUUAAGAAUAAUCAAACGAAAAAGUUUUCACAAAAACAGUUAGAUGCUGGAAUUAUUUUUUAUAAACACAACGGAGAUGAAUUCACUUCUGAUUACUUUCGAAUAGUUAUUAUUGCCGGAGAUAAAUCUAGUCAGCCAGUGGAUGUAUGGAUAAACGUUCAACCGGUCAAUGAUCAAAUUCCUAUACUUGUAAAUCAAUCAACAAUAAAAUUAUGGCAAGGUGGAAGUGUAAUUUUAACUUCUACCAAUCUUUUAGCUGUAGACAAUGAUACUAUAUCAUCAGAAAUUAUUUACAACAUUACCAGCAUAAAAAAUGUAUACUUUUCUCUCCGAACAUUUCCUACUAUUGAUAUUUACAAUUUUACACAAGAACAAAUAAAUCAAUCAAUGGUUUUACUAACACACACCAAUGAUUCGCAAGCUGGCUUUACGUUUGUAUUAUUUGACGGUGUUCAUAUAACUCAUCCAUACAAUGUUACAAUAGAAACUGUUCCAGUUGAACUAUUGAUUAAAAGAAAUGAUGGUUUGAAUAUUUUUCCAUUGACGAGGAAACCUAUUACUGAAAAUCUGCUACUGACAUUGUGCUCUGAUCCUGAACGGGAAAUUAAGUAUAUCGUACGUCAAUCUUCCAAGCUCGGAAAGAUAAUUAUGGAAACGAGCGAGGGAACUUGGUUAGAAGUUGACAGAUUUACGCAAAAAGACCUCAAUGAAAGUAAAGUGACGUAUGAACAUACAAAGCAAUUCAUGGAUUUAUCAACUAAUGAUUCCUUUGUAUUUGAUGUGGAAACAUCUUUUGCAAAAGUGAUCAAAAAUCAGAUCUUCCAAAUAGAUGUUUCUGUAUCAAGUGGUGGCCUAGGCAGAUAUAUUACUGUAAAGCCUGUCCAAGUGAAAGAGGGAGAGUCAGCUCGAAUAUCCAUGAAUAUCAGUGAAAUAAUCGAAUAUCUACGAACAAAAACAGGAAUAGAAAAUCCUCAAGUUAUAUCAAAACUAACAAAUCAACCAACUCACGGGCACGUUAUGCUCCUUCCUGAUUUGAACAUUACAACUUUUACUCAAUCCCAAAUCGAAGGAUCAAAAGUCGCAUACUACCACGAUCACUCCGAUAGCUUGGAAGAUCAAAUUCAGUUUUCUCUUUACCUCACGCCCGGUUACGUGAUGCUGUGCAAUGCUACAAUUCCAGUUAUUAUUUUACCAGUGAAUGAUCAACCAUUCAAACUGGAAACAGAAAGUCCGCUUAUUACAGUAGUUCAGAAUCAAACUCAAACAAUAACGCGAGAGAAUUUAUUGACAACAGAUCCGGACACUAAACCAGAAGAGCUUGUGUACGGUGUGAUAAGUGGACCAUCAGCUGGCAGAUUACUACUUUUUUCUUUUGAACAAAAUUCUUCUGAAGUAAAACAAGUAAAUGAAUUUACUCAACAAGACGUGAAUUCAAAUCGAUUAGUCUACGAACACAGUGGAUCAUCGCCAUCUGCUUCAUUCUACUUUCGAGUUUCCGACGGUGGGUUCAGUCCAGUAUACAAAGUAUUUAAUAUUCACGUACAACCAAUUAAAUUAAAUGUGACAACAAGCCCAAUCACUCUCCAACAGGGUUCAAAUAUGGGUAUAGUAACAGAGAAGAAUGUCAAAUUGGACACUAAUGCUAGACAAGAACGUGUCACUUAUAAUAUUAUAGUAUCACCAAAGUAUGGGAUGCUUUAUGUAAAAGAUGAAGUAGCUGUGACGUUUAAACAUCCAGACCUCUUGUCUAAAAGUGUCGUCUAUAUUCAGACGGACAUGAGUGCUUCUAAUGACAGUUUUAUUAUUUCAGCACGACUAAGUGAUUACGAAGUGCGUGGGAUUAAAAUAGAUAUCAAAGUCAUUCCUCUGGUGAUAAUUAAACAAAUGCCAGCACAUGCUGGUGAUAAAAAUCAAAUAACAUUAGACUUUUUGGAUGCAACGCCUUUAGCUGAAGCUUCUAAUGAUAAUCCAAUUUAUCGUGUAACAGGUAAAUCUCGGUAUUGCAAAUUGAAACGGAUUAUAAGAAAUUCUGGAGACAAAAAAAGCAGUCGAGAACGAGAAAUAUCAAGAUUUAGCCAUCGAGAUAUUAUUCUUGGAGUAAUUUAUGUCGUUUGUCGUAGACUGCCUGCGACAAAUGCUGAAGGUCUUCCAGACAGUUUUCAAUUCACACUUACAGUGCCAGCAUAUCAACCUGCUGAUGGAGUAUUUGAAAUAAGAAUAAAAUCCGAUCCAGAAGUAAAUAAUAGCACACUAGGUGGACCUAUGGAUCCAGUAGGACAUGAAGGAGAAAUGGCAAUUGCUCCUAGCGUUAAUUAUGAUUAUAUUCUUAUUUUAGGAAUGUUACUAGGUGUCUUUGUACUAGGAGUACUUGUAAUUAUUACGAUUCGUUGUAGACAUAAACGAUAUAAAAGCACUCAAGAGACAAAAACAACAGAUACAACACCAACUAUUGGUGUUAUUCCUCUUCCAAGACCUCCAGAUCAUUUGAUGCCAAGCACGCCUCACCUUAAACGUUUUGGCAAUGAUCACCUUGACAUAACUUCUUCCACACCUCUUCCAACAAUCACUACACUCCCUCAAUGUAAAGUCACACCUUUAAAUCCAUUAGACAGUGCUGCCAGUUCAGACGCAGACGUUUCUGCGAGAUAUCCUUAUGGAGUUCCUGAUGCUGAUGAUUGGAGUAGUUUUGAUACGUCAGAAAUACCUUGUCAACCUGCUACCACAGUUCGAAGAACUAAUCCUUUGCUCAGAAGAAAUCAAUAUUGGGUCUAGCAUUCAAUGUAUGGCUUGCAUACUGAUUACUCAGUACAGCAGCCAGGAUAAUAAUUUAUUUUCAUUACACAAACAUAAAAGACUGUACUGAUUAGAACGGCUUCACAGCGUUCGCAUCCGUUAAUUGUUUUUUAGACUAUACGUUUGAUACCGCACACCAUCUCAAUUAAUUCCGUUCAAGGGAGAAACCUAAUCAAUCAAUCAAUUGCCUACAGAGUUCCUCGAUAAUUAGCAAGAAGAAAGAAAUGAUACUUCUACAAUUUAUUCUCGGCCUAAAAAUCAUUUGUUUAUAUAUUAAUAUAUAAAAAUAUAUAUACAUACUUAUAUAUCUAAGUAUUAAUUUUUUUAUAUUUAUUUUUUACUCAUUUUCGAGAGCAGAUUGUCAAAUGUUGAUUGUAAUAAAUGGAUUGUUUUAUCAUGUGAUUGAUACACACCAUAAAAAAGUGCUAGUAUGUGUACAGCGAUAAUUUUAUUAUUCGACAUCGAAAUCUUUUAAUUUUAUAUUUACUGUAUACAAUAACGAUUAGAUAAUUAAGUAAUUGUCUAUGUUUGCACAUUAAUAAGUCUUUAAAAAUUUUUAUUAUUAAGAGAAUAUAAAAAUUUUAUGUAUAAAUAAUAAUACUUAUAUUCGUGAUGACAACGAAUCGAAAUAUGAAAGAUUCAAAAAUCGUUACGAAAAAAUUAAGUUUGUUCUUAAGUGAUAAAUAAAUUAAAAAUAAACUGCGCCUAAGUGUAUGUUGUGUGCAGAGAAUGUCUGCCUAUGUUAAGUGGCGUAUUAAUGUAGAAAUAAAUCUAAUAUACGCGUGUUUCAGUAUUAAAAUAUUUGAAAUAAAUUUAUGGAUGUUGAAUGGUGAAUGCCGCGCUCGUUGGUUUUUACAAAAAAAAAAAAAAAAAA